This is a messenger RNA of Mirounga angustirostris (Northern elephant seal), 4798 nucleotides long. RefSeq names its product exocyst complex component 8 (gene EXOC8). The record is from RefSeq and is a predicted model, not a curated record. NCBI's taxonomy places the organism in Eukaryota, Metazoa, Chordata, Mammalia, Carnivora, Phocidae. Gene Ontology annotation, cellular component: exocyst. Gene Ontology annotation, biological process: intracellular protein localization; Golgi to plasma membrane transport; exocytosis. The transcript has a single exon. Bases 132 to 2309 code for a protein of 725 amino acids.
GCGCAGGCGUACUCGUCUCUCUUCCAUCCUGCUUCCUCAGCCCUGCAGCUCGGCGGGGCUUGGGUGGGUCUCCACAGCGGCGGCACCGGCGGCGGCGAUAGUGACAGUGACUGCGUGAGUCUCGGACGGAAAUGGCGAUGGCGAUGUCGGACAGUGGGGCGACCCGCCUGCGGCGGCAGCUGGAGUCAGGGGGCUUUGAGGCGCGGCUGUACGUGAAGCAGCUCUCGCAGCAGUCGGACGGGGACCGGGACCUGCAGGAGCACCGGCAGCGCAUCCAGGCGCUGGCGGAGGAGACGGCGCAGAACCUGAAGCGCAACGUCUACCAGAACUACCGGCAGUUCAUAGAGACGGCUCGCGAGAUCUCCUACCUGGAGAGCGAGAUGUAUCAGCUCAGCCAUCUGCUGACCGAGCAGAAGAGCAGCCUGGAGAGCAUCCCGCUUACCCUGCUGCCGGCUGCCGCCGCCGCUGGCGCUGCUGCGGCCUCCGGAGGGGAGGAAGGGGGAGGUGGCGCGGGGGGCCGAGACCACCUGCGGGGCCAGACUGGCUUUUUUCCCACUCCCGGGGGUGCCUCCCGCGACAGUUCGGGCCAGGGCGAGGAAGGGAAGCAGCGCACUCUUACCACCCUGCUCGAGAAGGUGGAAGGCUGCAGGCAUCUGCUGGAGACGCCGGGGCAGUACCUGGUGUACAACGGGGACCUGGUGGAAUACGAGGCUGACCACAUGGCCCAACUGCAGCGGGUGCACGGCUUUCUCAUGAACGACUGUUUGCUGGUGGCCACCUGGCUGCCACAGCGGCGGGGGAUGUAUCGCUACAACGCCCUCUAUCCCCUGGAUGGUUUGGCCGUGGUCAAUGUCAAGGACAACCCGCCCAUGAAGGACAUGUUCAAGCUGCUAAUGUUUCCCGAGAGCCGUAUUUUUCAGGCGGAAAAUGCUAAAAUCAAACGAGAGUGGCUGGAAGUGCUGGAGGAAACCAAGAGGGCCCUCAGUGAAAAAAGACGAAGGGAGCAGGAGGAGGCCGCGGCCCCUCGAGGACCGCCCCAGGUGACUUCCAAGGCCAGUAACCCAUUUGAGGAUGAAGACGACGACGAACCAGCUAUUCCUGAGGUAGAAGAAGAGAAGGUGGAUCUCUCAAUGGAAUGGAUCCAGGAGUUGCCUGAAGACCUGGAUGUCUGUAUUGCCCAGAGGGACUUUGAAGGAGCCGUUGACCUGCUGGAUAAGUUGAACCAUUACCUGGAGGAUAAGCCCAGUCCACCUCCUGUAAAAGAACUAAGGGCCAAAGUGGAUGAGCGGGUCCGGCAGCUCACCGAGGUGCUCAUGUUUGAGCUCUCACCAGAUCGUUCCCUGAGAGGUGGUCCCAAGGCUACUCGAAGGGCAGUUUCUCAACUAAUCCGGCUUGGCCAGUGCACAAAGGCUUGUGAGCUGUUUUUGAGAAACAGGGCAGCAGCUGUGCACACUGCAAUUCGUCAGCUUCGCAUCGAAGGCGCCACCUUACUCUACAUUCAUAAGCUGUGCCAUGUCUUCUUCACCAGCCUUCUUGAGACUGCCCGGGAAUUUGAGACGGAUUUCGCAGGCACUGACAGUGGCUGCUACUCUGCCUUUGUGGUCUGGGCGAGGUCGGCCAUGGGCAUGUUCGUGGAUGCUUUUAGCAAGCAGGUGUUUGAUAGUAAGGAGAGCCUCUCUACCGCGGCUGAGUGUGUGAAAGUGGCAAAGGAGCAUUGUCAGCAACUGGGUGACAUCGGACUCGACCUCACCUUCAUCAUCCAUGCCCUUCUGGUGAAAGACAUCCAAGGAGCCUUGCACAGUUACAAAGAAAUCAUCAUCGAAGCCACUAAGCAUCGCAACUCUGAGGAGAUGUGGAGGAGGAUGAACUUGAUGACCCCAGAGGCCCUGGGCAAGCUCAAAGAGGAGAUGAAGACUUGUGGGGUCCGAAACUUUGAGCAGUACACCGGGGAUGACUGCUGGGUGAACCUGAGUUACACCGUGGUUGCCUUCACCAAACAGACCAUGGGUUUCUUGGAAGAAGCCCUGAAGCUGUAUUUCCCAGAGCUGCACAUGGUACUUUUGGAGAGCCUGGUGGAAAUCAUUUUGGUUGCCGUGCAGCAUGUGGAUUACAGCCUUCGGUGUGAGCAGGAUCCGGAGAAAAAGGCUUUUAUCAGACAGAAUGCAUCCUUUCUCUAUGAGACCGUCCUCCCUGUGGUGGAGAAAAGAUUUGAAGAAGGUGUGGGGAAACCCGCCAAGCAACUCCAGGACCUGAGGAAUGCAUCCAGACUUAUUCGUGUGAACCCUGAAAGUACAACGUCAGUGGUCUGAUGCCCAUGGCGCUGUGUCUAUGUAUGCGUAUAUAUUGCUUAUAUAUUAUUUAUAUUUAUAUUACGUUGCAUUAGCAUAUUCUUUAUAGUUUUAAACACAGCUUAAAAAUAAAAGACGCCCUCUCAAAUAGAAAUGCAGAAUCAAAAGGAAAAAGAAAAAAAAGUUAAAAUUAAGCCCAAAUAACAGAACAUUGGAAUUAUUAAAACAUACACUUUCCUUUUAAAUUAUGCUCUCUAAUGAAUAUAUUGUCACACUACAGCAUUUCAGGGUAUCCUUUUGGGUCAAAACACACUUUCUUCCAGUCUAUAUUAUGCAGUCCGGAGAAAUCGUAUCUAUAAAUAUGUAGAGUUUAAGUAUGUUGUGAGGUUUCCCAGUUCACUAAAAUGUUAGGUCCUCUUAAAGAGUACAGUGCCAUACAAAAUACCCUUCUUCAUACACUUCCCCAACUUAAAAUGUGAUCGAACAAUUUCGGGAAAAGAAAGGAACUGAGAACAUCGGUUUUAGGGUAAAUUUCGGUCAAAAGAAUUCCUUCUGCCAGUGGCUAAUUUGUGGACUCAAAUACUUGGGUCCUUAUAGAAUACAAGGGGACGCUUUCAUAAAAACAGCUCAGCAAACAUUGCCAUUGUAAUUUGAGUGGCUAAUAAUUUUCACUGCUAAUUAGCGGCUUUCUAAUACUUGAUUUGGGAGCAUUUAUAUGAAUCUUAAGGACUGUGGUAAAUUUUCUUUCCACAUAUUCCUGAACUGUGUGAAUUCCCAGCCGCAGUUUUUGUUCUUAUCAUACUAAAAAAAUUAAAAUGAUUAAAAGAAAACCACCCAAACAGGACAGACUGAGGAAGCUGGCAGCGGCCAGUGAUUUUUAGCUGCCUUCCCCCACUUUCCUGAUAAAUUAUAUAUAUAGUGGCUCAGACGGGAGAAAAGUUUUCAUUGAAAUAUUUAUUUAGAUUUCAGGGAGGAUCUAGGAUGGGAAAUCACAUGCAAACCCUACAGUGUUCUCAAGUCUGACUGCUUUGGGCAGAGAUUUGGUUUUGUUUUUUUGUAACAAAGUGGAGAACAAAAAGGCGAGACAAUGUGCCCAAAGCCAAGGGAGGAAAAGAACUUUGCUCCACUCUGGACUCCUACUAAAAUGCUACAUCCUGCCUUUUUCUUGUUUUGUGUUUUCCUUUGUUCUUAAAAGUAAAUAUAAUGCUUACUUUAGAUUGUUUAGUAAAACAAAAAUAGCUAAAGAAAUUGGAGCUUCCCAAGAUUUCUGAACUACUGCUUCUGUUGUACAUGGAUUACAUGGGAUUCCCCAUCUUUGAGAGAAAUUGUGCUAAGAUCCAUUUUUAUCUCCAGCCUCUAGUUGUGAUUCUUGUCCAAAAGUGCCAUUUCUGAUGCCUAGGACUUCCAAAGGUCAUGUCUUUUAUCUGAAUUCAAAUACUGGUAUUAAGACUGGAAAUUAUGUAAAACCUAAAAUGGCUUCCAAGAGUGGCUUAGGGUUUGUGAAGCUCCUUGACUCAGUUACUCACUGCCAGAGGAGCCCUUUUAUUUAUUUUUAGCUAUGCAUUUUAAAAGUUGAAAAUUAUCAAAGUUACAGAUUUUCUUUGAUUACUUUUUUCACAUAAAUUUAGAAUUUUCUAGAUAAUAACCAUAACUGGGUAUCUCAGCUGAGCAAAAACAGUUAUAAUUUGUCUUUUUUAAGAUCACUGGAAACUUGAAUUUGAUAACAAUGUUAUGAUUAUUUUGUGCAACUUAUGGUUUCUAAAAUUAUAUUGUAUAAAACACGUGUAAAUAUCUGAUGCUGGGUCCAUGGAAUGAUACUUCUGAAAUCAAAACUUAAGGCAUGAAGUUGUAAAAACUUAAGUGUGUGUACUCCGAUAUUUAAAUGGUUGCUUCUUCAUAGAACUGUCUGCUUUCUAAAACUGGAAGUACAGAAUUUUCUUUGGGUAAAAUUUGUGUGUUCCUUAAAGUUGUAGCUGAAGGAAGUCUGCUGGUGGUGAUUCAGUUAGUGUGGGAAGUUGAUCAAAGACCACCAGUAUCAUAAUGUCUCUUCCCUCUAAUUCUUGUUUCGUUAGACUCCAAAACAAGUCCUAAAAAUUGAAUGCAGGUAGAGUUUGUCCAAAAAUAUAGCACAUAUUGUAAUAUACCACUAUAGAGUUGAUUGCCUUUUCUUGUCUGCUUCAAACAUAACACUGUCACUCGAGCUUGGAAUCACAGACUUGAUUGAACUAAUUACUGUUGAAAAAAAGACACCCUGUGGAAUUAAGUCUCUUUUUGAUUAAAGCCUCAUUUCACUUAAAGUGCUGAACACUUAUUUUUGUUAAAAAUACUACCUAUAGUUAAAUUAUCGGCACUUGUAUUUUGCAACUUGCUUACCUAGGAUUGGGAAUUUGGGACUUGACAUGAGGUAUAAAAUCAGUAUAUGUACAUUUUGCUUAUUGAUACGCUGUGAUAGAGGGAAUCUGAAAUGUUUAUCAAAAUAAAGCUUAAAAUUUUUCUUACACUGGAUAAAA